AUGGAGCUAAAAGACGCCGCUCGUCUCUGCAGACAGUUCCACCUUCUAGGAUUUGUUCAAGAGAGAAGGGUUGAGAAAAUGAGUCGUGGAAGUGCAGCCGUUGCCAAGGGAAAGAAGAAGGGAGUUUCCUUCACCAUUGAUUGCUCCAAGCCUGUGGAUGACAAGAUCAUGGAGAUUGCUUCCCUCGAGAAGUUCCUUCAGGAGAGGAUCAAAGUAGGUGGCAAAGCCGGUGCUCUCGGUGAUUCUGUUACAAUCACCCGUGACAAGAACAAGAUCACUGUCACUUCUGCUGGUCAAUUCUCCAAGAGGUAUCUCAAGUACUUGACAAAGAAGUACUUGAAGAAGCACAAUGUGAGGGAUUGGCUCAGAGUGAUUGCUGCUAACAAAGACCGUAACCUCUACGAGUUGAGGUACUUCAACAUCGCUGAGAACGAAGGAGAGGAAGAAGACUAA
Thlaspi arvense is the source of this 453-nucleotide messenger RNA. Lineage: Eukaryota; Viridiplantae; Streptophyta; Magnoliopsida; Brassicales; Brassicaceae. The record is from the annotation of a GenBank genome assembly.